Messenger RNA from Neoarthrinium moseri, 807 nucleotides. RefSeq lists its product as uncharacterized. The transcript has 4 exons. The coding region runs from base 1 to 807 and encodes 268 amino acids. NCBI's taxonomy places the organism in Eukaryota, Fungi, Ascomycota, Sordariomycetes, Amphisphaeriales, Apiosporaceae. The record is from RefSeq and is a predicted model, not a curated record. Gene Ontology annotation, biological process: secondary metabolite biosynthetic process. Gene Ontology annotation, molecular function: FAD binding.
AUGAUCGACGAGGCGAAAGACGAUGUAAGCUGGAGCGAGUGGAUUGUACGGACGGCGGUCCCACAACGCUGUGUUUUUACCGACGGUUCGACCUACGAAUGUGAUAUCGUCGUCGGCGCAGACGGCAUCUAUAGCACGGUUCGUAAGAUCCUGCUUGGUGAGGAAGAUCCGGCUGCGCAUCUAAGGAAUGCUGGCUGGUGGGCAGUUAUGGCUUUGAAGCCUUACGAGGAGGCGCGAGCCUGUCUGGGCAGUGAGUAUGCUCGUGACGCUGAUGCCGAGGCAUCUGACAGUUGGCAGCGUGUCGUAUCUGUUGAGGAUAUUCUCAAACUAUACCAGGACUGGCCGCCGUACCUUAAGGAUGCGGUAGUAAAGUUACUCUGCGGCCAACCCGAACAGCCAGCUAUAUAUUUCUGGGAGCAUCCGCCCGCUCGAACGUACGCAUAUGGGCCCAUUUGCAUUGUAGGUGACGCCGCGCACGCAACAACACCUUGGCAUGGUUCCCGGGGUGGCAUGUCAAUUGAAGACACUCUUGUGCUCUAUGCUUUGCUUGGACAUGCGGGAACCCGUACGGAGGCGCUUAAAGCCUUGGAGAUCUAUGACCGUGUCCGACGUCCUCGGACACAACGAAUCGUAGAAUCCAGCAGUGUCACGGGAGCUAUUUUGACUGGAAAGGGUGAGGAGACAGAACUGGACCUGGACAAACUUCGAAAGAAAUUGCUUCCAAGAUGGGACUUCAUUCUUGAUUUUGAUAACGAAAAGCAUCGUGAUAAAGCGAUCGAGAUGAUGACUUUGGAGUUGAAGACUUGA